AUGCUUGGCCCUCUUGUCUUUACACUAUGGCUUACCAGCUCGGCCAUUGCUGCCCCGGAUGACGCGGGUUUGGUCGCAGCACCAGUAAUUGGCAAAUCCCUCAGCAUCCGGGCACUUCCAGACUCCCCAAGCGGUGGCUAUGCACCAAAAGUCGUUGACUGUCCCUCGACGCGCCCUAAAAUCCGACUUGCCGAUGGACUUUCAGAUCAGGAAGAAGCCUGGGUUCGUCGCCGAAGAAACAACACAAUAGAUCCAAUGAAGGAUUUGUUAUCCCGAGUCAACAUCUCAGGCUUUGACGCCGAAAAGUGGAUCGAGAAAAACAAAAAUAAUGCGACUGCGCUACCCAACAUCGCCAUCGCAGCUUCUGGUGGUGGAUACCGAGCCCUCAUGAACGGAGCAGGCUUCAUUUCUGCUGCUGACUCACGCAAUAACGAAUCCGGUGCUAUAAGUGGUCUUCUACAAUCUUCUACUUAUUUGGCUGGUCUAUCAGGAGGUGGUUGGCUUGUGGGAUCCAUCUUUGCCAACAACUUCACCACGAUUCCUGAACUACAAAAAGGUGACAAGGGCUCAGAUAUCUGGGCUUUUGACCGUUCAAUCUUCAAGGGACCAGAAAAGUCAGGUUUCAGCGUUUUAAACACAGCUAAAUACUGGGAUGACAUAAAAGAUGCCGUUGACGAUAAGGCGGAAGGGUGGAAUACUACACUCACUGACUGGUGGGGUCGUGCUCUGUCUUACCAGCUAAUCGAUGCCUCUCAAGGUGGUCCUGCCUAUACUUUCUCCUCCAUCGCCGAUACCUCCAACUUCAAAGACGCAGAUACUCCAUUCCCCAUCCUCGUUGCCGAUGGCCGUGCCCCUGGUCAACGUAUUGUUUCCCUAAACGCAACUGUAUACGAGUUCAACCCCUUCGAGUUCGGAACAUGGGAUCCCACUAGUUAUGGAUUUGCUCCUGUCGAGUACAUUGGCUCUAACUUUACCAACGGAACUGUCGAAAAGGGCGGCGAAUGUGUCCGUGGCUUUGAUCAGUUUGGAUUCGUUAUGGGCACAUCCUCUUCGUUGUUUAACCAGUUUCUGCUCAACAAUAUCACCAAGAUCGGAGAAGAAAAUGACAUUCCUUCCCUUGUCGUAAAGGCACUCAAGGGAGUUUUGGUAGCUUUGGAUACCAACGAUGAGGACAUCGCAGAUUACUCUCCCAAUCCAUUCUACAAGUGGAACCCAACAGGCAAAAGCUACAAUGCCAAGGACCAUCAAUUGACCCUUGUCGACGGAGGAGAGGAUCUGCAGAAUAUCCCACUCCAUCCUUUGAUCCAGCCUGUUCGUGGUGUCGACAUUAUCUUUGCCAUCGAUUCCUCCGCAGACACGGAAAAUAAUUGGCCUAAUGGCACUGCUCUUCGUGCGACAUAUGAUCGUGUCGACUCCAGCUUAGGAAACGGAACUCAGUUUCCUUCAAUCCCAUCAGCUGAAACUUUCAUCAACGAGAAGUUGAAUCAACGCCCAACACUCUUUGGCUGUGAUGCAGACAAUUUCACACUUUCAGACGGCCAAUUACCUCCCCCUCUUGUAUUCUACAUCCCCAACGCACCGUACACUUUCUUGAGCAAUGUCUCUACCUUUGAUCUCUCAUACAGUAUCCCUGAGCGCGACAGUAUCAUUCUAAAUGCCCUGAACGGUGCCACUCAGGGCAAUGGUACUAUUGAUGAGGAAUGGCCCACGUGUGUCGUGUGUGCCAUCAUGAGCCGAAGUUGGUGGAAGGCCAAUGAGACUGUUCCCAAGGAAUGCAGCACAUGUUUCGACAGAUACUGCUGGGACGGGAAGUCGAACAACACAGCUGUCAAGACUUAUGAACCUGGAUUUAUCAUUGCCAACGAGACUGCGGCUGCCGAAGACAAUGCGGCUGUUGCCGGUUUCACGCCGAGUUGGUAUAUGUCUGUCUUUGUUGGAGUGGCUUUGUUCUUGGCUAUCUAG
This is a messenger RNA of Fusarium poae, 1962 nucleotides long. RefSeq lists its product as uncharacterized. Gene Ontology annotation, biological process: glycerophospholipid catabolic process. Gene Ontology annotation, cellular component: intracellular membrane-bounded organelle; cytosol. Lineage: Eukaryota; Fungi; Ascomycota; Sordariomycetes; Hypocreales; Nectriaceae. The transcript has a single exon. The record is from RefSeq and is a predicted model, not a curated record. Bases 1 to 1962 code for a protein of 653 amino acids. Gene Ontology annotation, molecular function: A2-type glycerophospholipase activity.